UUUCAGUGAGAACCGAUUCUUCGGUUACGAUUCCGAGUCCAAGAAGUACGAUGCUGAAGCCCAUCGCGACCGCAUCUUCGGCAAACACGUUGCAGAGUACAUGCGCUCACUGAAGGAAGAAGAUGAGGAUGCCUACAAGCGACAGUUCUCUCACUUCAUUGCCCAAGGCAUCACUGCCGACAAUCUGGAAGAGAUGUACAAGAACGGUCAUGCUGCCAUUCGUGAGAAUCCCGAUAGACGAACACAGCCUUCCAAGAAAGCUGGAGAGAAGAAGAGAUGGGGAGCCAAGAAGAUCACUUUGGAAAAGAGAAAGGAGCGCAUUGAAGAGAAGAAAGCCCUAUUGCUGCAGCUGAAAGCACAACAGGAAGCGAUGUAA
Messenger RNA from Cylicostephanus goldi, 376 nucleotides. Lineage: Eukaryota; Metazoa; Nematoda; Chromadorea; Rhabditida; Strongylidae. The record is from the annotation of a GenBank genome assembly.